This is a messenger RNA of Candidula unifasciata, 3300 nucleotides long. NCBI's taxonomy places the organism in Eukaryota, Metazoa, Mollusca, Gastropoda, Stylommatophora, Geomitridae. The record is from the annotation of a GenBank genome assembly.
AGAGCCUACACACUUAUUGUUGAACUUUGGGACAAAGAUAAAGACGGACCUGAUGAUCUCAUAGAAAGAACAGUGCACACCGGCAUGAUCCUGCCAGGGCAAGACUGGCACACCAUCAGCCACACCGGCAUCACGGCCAGCACCACCUUUCGCCUAAGAGUCAGGUGUCAUGAACACUACUACAACACCACCUGUACCAAACUGUGCAGACCUCGAGAUGAUAAUUUUGGACACUUUACAUGUGAUACUCAGGGAGAUAAAAUCUGCUUGCACGGGUGGAUGGGUCGGGAAUGCGACAUCGCCAACUGUCGACAAGGCUGCCAUGCAAUAUACGGAUCCUGUAACAGGCCAGGAGAAUGCAACUGUGCUUACGGCUGGCAAGGGCCGUUGUGUGAUCAAUGUAUCCCCUACCCCGGAUGUAAACACGGCUCCUGUAACGGCUCUCCCUGGCAGUGUAUCUGCCAUCUCAACUGGGGAGGCAUUCUCUGCGAUAAAGAUUUAAAUUAUUGUGGGCGCCAUCAUCCGUGCAAGAAUGGCGGUCUAUGUCGCAACACGGCGCCAGACAACUACGACUGUUCCUGCCAGAUGGGCUUCUCUGGUAGUAACUGUGAGAUUGCUGAGAGAGCUUGUUUCUCACAGCCAUGUCGCAAUGGAGGUUCCUGUGUAGAUGUGGUCAGUGGUUUUGUCUGCAACUGUCCUUCAGGCUGGACUGGAGAAACCUGUGACAUUGAUAUAGAUGAGUGUAUGUCAAGUCCAUGCUUAAAUGGAGGGAAGUGUAUCGACAAAGACAGUGGAUAUAACUGUGAAUGUGCAGAAGGCUGGCAGGGUCCUCACUGUCAACUAGAUGCUGAUGAGUGUCAUGGAAGUCCUUGUGUCAAUGCCUUGGCCUGCAGAAAUAUCCGUGGCAGCUUUAUCUGUGACUGUCAGCCAGGGUGGACCGGAAAGAGGUGUGAUGUCAACAUUGAUGACUGUAUUGAUGUUGAGUGUGCAAAUCAAGCAUUUUGUGUGGAUCUGAUUGGAGACUAUUAUUGUGCUUGCCUGCCAGGCUACACAGGCCGGCACUGUCUUGAGGAAAUAGAUGAGUGUGCAAGUCAUCCGUGUCAGAAUGGAGCCAUAUGUCAUGACAAACUGGCAGCUUAUCAGUGCGAGUGUCCAAAUGGUUACACAGGGUUGUUUUGCCAGACUGAUGCAGAUCCCUGCACCCCAAAUCCAUGCAAACAUGAGUCAACGUGCUUCAACAUACAAGGAGAUUUUUAUUGUCACUGUAACGAAGGUUGGGAGGGGAAAGACUGUUCACAUCAGAGACACCACUGUGACUCGGCUUCUUGUGAAGUGAUUGAUAGCUGUACUGUCUCGAUCCCAUCCAAUGUGUCGAUUGGUGGAUUUCGCCUGAUCUCAUCUGGUGUUUGUGGGAAACAUGGAAUGUGCAUCAGCCAACCUAAUGGAGCAUUCUCCUGCGCUUGUGUUCCUGGUUAUAUGGGGACAUACUGUCAUCAAAAUAUAGAUGACUGUGCCAGUAACCCAUGUCAGAAUUCUGGAACCUGUAUCGAUGGGGUCAAUUCUUAUCAGUGCAUUUGUGCAGAUGGCUGGGAGGGUGCCUUGUGCAAUCUGAAUAAAAAUGACUGUGAAAUGAAUCCUUGUAGGAAUGGAGGAGAGUGUAUUGACCUCAUUGCUGAGUUUCAGUGCAAAUGUGUUGAUGGCUGGAAAGGCAAAACCUGUUCCAUAAAAAACAGCCACUGUGAAACCAUGACCUGUCUGAAUGGUGGGACAUGUGUUGAUCUUGGGGAUACAUUUUCCUGCAGGUGUAUGGAUGGCUGGAAAGGAACAUUCUGUCAGUCUCCCACUCAGAAGCCAUGUGAUUCAUCACCAUGUCAGAAACGAGGUACUUGUGUGAACAGUGGGGACAGCUUCACCUGCAUUUGUGAUGACGGGUUUGAAGGACCCACUUGUGGUAUCAACAUUAACAAUUGUAACCCAUUUCCCUGCUACAAUGGUGGGACAUGCAUGGAUGGUGAUAACUGGUAUGUCUGUGAUUGUGCUCAAGGCUUCUCAGGACCAGACUGCAGAAUUAACAUCAAUGAAUGUGCUUCUAAUCCGUGCACAUAUGGCAGCACUUGCAUAGACGGCAUUGCUUCCUUUCGAUGUAUAUGUCCUCCAGGAAGAACAGGGUCACUGUGUGAGGCAGUAAUUGGUCAGCUGCCAACACCAAAAUCAUGCGAACAUGGCCGUCGCAUAUUCUCAGAUGGAACAACCUGGGAACAUGACUGCAAUGCGUGUAGGUGUGACAAUGGAGAAGUCAAGUGCUCAAAGAUGUGGUGUGGUCCAAAGAAUUGUUUUACUCACCCAAAUAUUACUACGCCAGUCUUCCAGUGUGAGAAUCACCAAACUUGUGUGGUACAGACUCACAUAACAUGCCUGACUCCGCCCUGUUUACCUUUUGGGGAGUGCCGGGAUAUUGAGACUGUCAAAGACAUACCGAACCCAGGCUCCGAGUGGACAUGCAUUCCAAAUCACGCUCAUCUAGGCAUCAACUGUGCCAAAAUCAUACUUAUUUUUGAUAAAUCAAAAAUGCCAUUGGGUAUCACUGUAGAAAGUAUCUGUAACAGUCUAAGGCAGCUUCCACAGUUAAAAGGGAUGGUGAAUGAAGAGAUUCUGUAUGUCAUGUGUGCAAUCAAACCACAGGAGCAUGACACAAUAGAAAUUACUCUAUCAGCCAAAUUUGAUGGAAGAUCAGGCAAAGCAAAAAAUACAGUCAACCAAGCUCUUGAUAAAAUGGCCAACAUUUUAUCACACAAGCAGGCCAACAGUACUGCUCUGGCAGCAGUCAUCGAGAUCAGGCUGGAAACAGCAAUAAGUGAAGAGGAAGAUGAAGAGUCCACCUACCUUGUUCCAGUUCUGUGUUCAGUAAUCACGAUUCUAGGAGUCACAUGUGUGGUUCUGCUCAUCGUUUGGCAUCGCCGUGUCCAAAGAAGGAGAAGAAACCUUCGGGAGGAGUACCUUGCCAGCACACAAACAGCUGCUAAUAAUGAAAAUCAAGACAAUAUCCGCAGAUAUCGCAAUCCGCUCUUCUCAUCCAGUGAUAAGAGGGGUAUUCCAAAACCUGUUCCGACAGAGGAGUUGCAUGACAUUGAUAUGGAAAAAUAUGAUAAGAAUCCCAGACGCUAUCUGGCACAUGCUGACUCCUCUCCUGAUCUGAAUGAUAUCCAAGAAUACAGGCCUCAGCCAAAGAAAAACAACAAGAAGGACAUCAACAUUCAGCUUUCCAGGUCACUUCUUGAUGAGCCAGAGGUUAUUGUAUAG